AUGUCUCGGCCAGAGCUGCAAGCUCCACCUGAGAUUUUCUACAAUGAAGAGGAGGCUCGCAAGUACACUCGCAAUUCUCGAAUCAUGGAAAUUCAGUCAGAGCUCUCCCACCGAGCCCUCGAGCUUCUCUCUUUGCCUGAAGAUGGCGUCCCCAGGUUGCUCCUCGACAUUGGUUGUGGUUCGGGUCUUAGCGGAGAUACAUUGUCAGAGAGUGGGCAUCAGUGGAUUGGUUUAGAUAUUUCCCGGUCAAUGCUUGAUGUUGCAUUGGAGAAUGAGGUUGAGGGUGACCUUUUGCUUGGGGACAUGGGUCAGGGCUUAGGACUUCGUUCAGGAGUUAUUGAUGGAGCCAUAAGUAUCUCAGCUGUUCAGGUGUAUCAGGAUCUUAUUGGUCUUGGCCACAUUAAACAUAGGUUGAGCCUGGCUUUCUUUGGAUCAUUGUACAGAUGCUUAGCAAGGGGAGCAAGAGCAGCAUUUCAAGUGUAUCCUGAAAAUCUAGACCAGCGAGAGCUGAUUUUGAGUUCUGCAAUGCGUGCUGGAUUUGCUGGGGGUGUAGUUGUUGAUUAUCCCAACAGUUCCAAGAAAAGAAAAGAAUACCUUGUCCUCACCUGUGGCCCACCAUCUAUUAGCACAUCCACUCCCAAUGGAAAAGGCGAAGAUGGUGAGAGUUCCUCUGACGAUGAUAGUGAAGAUGAAGACAAUCAGACAGUUUCAAUCUCAGACAGGCACAGGCCCAAGAAAAAACAGAAAAUAACAAAGAAAGGCAAGGGAAGAGAAUGGAUAAUAAAGAAGAAGGAACAGAUGAGGAAAAAAGGAAAUGUUGUUCCACCAGACACAAAGUACACAGCUCGGAAACGUAAGGCUCGGUUUUGA
This is a messenger RNA of Prunus armeniaca (apricot), 870 nucleotides long. The record is from the annotation of a GenBank genome assembly. Lineage: Eukaryota; Viridiplantae; Streptophyta; Magnoliopsida; Rosales; Rosaceae.